CUCAUGAACCCCGACCUUUUGCCGCAGGUCACGGAGGGAGCUUCGUAGCAGCCCAGUGCCGUAGCAUGCCGGCGAGCUGCAGCGCGUGGUGGGGCGCCUCUGAGACAGCGCGUCGCUCGGCGUCAGCCGUCUGCGUGGCAAGGCAGCAGAAGCAGCAACAGCAACCGCUGGAGCGUCGCCGUAGAAGGAGAAGAAGGAGGCGAGAUCGUCGUCGGAGGGGAAGCACGGAGCUCGACACCAGCGAUCGAUGAGCGCGGGGGGGGAUGGGGGCUCGGCACUGGGCCCCCCUGGGCUGCCGGGGGUCCAGCCGACUGCCGCGACCCCCUUCAACGCGACCCCCCCCGUCGUCGGCCAGCAGCAAUAUGGCGUCGGUGGCGAUGCACAGCUGGGUAACGCACAACCGCCUCCGCAGUCGCAGACAGGUGUGGGCCCCGGGGCCGCCACCGCCGCCGCCGCCGCCUCCAAGUCGGCCCCGAAGAGGCCCGCCAGACGGGGCGGCAAGCCGCCACCCGACAGGCCCACCAGGGCCCUCUUUUGCCUGCCUCUCAAGAAUCCUCUUAGAAAGAUGUGCAUCAGCGUCGUGGAGUGGAAACCUUUCGAAUGGCUUAUCCUUAUGACCAUAUUUGCGAACUGCGUCGCCCUGGCCGUCUACACGCCGUAUCCCUUUGGUGAUUCGAAUCAGACCAACCAAUACUUGGAGAAGAUAGAGUACGUUUUUCUUGUGAUUUUUACGGUGGAAUGCGUGAUGAAGAUCAUAGCUUACGGCUUCGUCGCCCAUCCGGGGGCUUAUCUCCGCAACGGCUGGAACCUGCUGGAUUUCACGAUAGUCGUUAUCGGUAUGGUGAGCACGGUGCUGACGAUACUCAUGAAGGAGGGCUUCGACGUCAAGGCCUUAAGGGCGUUUCGUGUUCUGCGUCCUCUCAGGCUGGUCUCCGGUGUUCCAAGUCUUCAGGUGGUCCUGAACUCUAUUUUGAGGGCGAUGAUACCGCUUUUGCACAUCGCUUUAUUAGUUCUCUUCGUCAUCAUCAUCUACGCCAUCAUCGGCCUCGAGCUGUUCUCCGGGAAGAUGCACAAAACUUGCAGGCACAACGUAACUGGCGAGAUAAUGGACAAUCCGGUACCUUGUGGCCCGGGAGGCUUCCAGUGCUCUCGGGUCGGGGCCGAGUACUACUGCAGCAAGCAGUUCUGGGAGGGUCCCAACUACGGCAUCACGAAUUUCGACAAUUUCGGACUGGCCAUGCUCACGGUCUUCCAAUGCGUCACCCUCGAGGGAUGGACGGACGUGCUUUAUAACAUCGAGGAUGCGAUGGGAAGCUCGUGGCAGUGGAUAUACUUCAUUUCGAUGGUCAUCCUCGGGGCUUUCUUCGUGAUGAAUCUAAUUCUCGGUGUGUUGUCUGGCGAAUUCUCCAAGGAGAGAGAGAAGGCGAAGGCGCGUGGCGACUUUCACAAACUCAGGGAGAAGCAGCAGAUCGAGGACGAUCUCAGGGGCUACCUCGACUGGAUAACGCAGGCGGAGGACAUCGAGCCGGAGGCUGACGAGCCGAAGAUGCAAGACGGAAAAUCCAAGCAACAGAACGAAAUGGAGAGCACGGAUCAAUUGGAGGGCGACGAGGAGGGUGUCCAACAGGAAUCCAUUUGGAAGAAGAAAAAGAGAGAUCUGGACAGAGUGAACAGGCGGAUGAGGCGAGCCUGCAGGAAGGCCGUGAAGUCCCAGGUCUUCUAUUGGCUCAUCAUAAUUCUGGUUUUCUUGAAUACCGGCGUCCUCGCCACGGAGCACUACAAUCAGCCGCGCUGGUUGGACGACUUUCAAGAGAUCACGAAUAUGUUUUUCAUCGUGCUGUUCUCCAUGGAGAUGAUGCUGAAGAUGUACAGUUUAGGCUUUCAGGGUUACUUCGUCUCGCUGUUCAAUCGCUUCGAUUGCUUCGUCGUGAUCGGCUCGAUCAGUGAGAUGAUCUUUACAAAUACACAUGUGAUGCCGCCUCUUGGCGUUUCCGUACUCCGUUGCGUCCGGCUGCUCAGGGUAUUCAAAGUAACAAAAUAUUGGAGAUCACUGUCGAAUCUGGUGGCCUCCUUACUCAACUCGAUACAGUCCAUCGCCUCCUUGUUGCUCCUGCUUUUCCUUUUCAUCGUCAUCUUCGCUCUUCUGGGCAUGCAGGUCUUCGGUGGAAAGUUCAGUUUCAGCGACAUGGAGGAGAAGACGCGUCACAACUUCGACAGCUUUUGGCAGAGCUUGCUCACCGUGUUUCAGAUACUGACCGGCGAGGACUGGAACGUCGUAAUGUACGUCGGAAUUCUGGCUUACGGCGGCGUCGCCAGCAUCGGUGUGCUCGCCUGCGUUUAUUUCAUCAUCCUCUUCAUAUGCGGCAACUAUAUCCUCUUGAACGUAUUCUUGGCUAUCGCCGUCGAUAAUCUCGCCGAUGCCGAGUCCCUAACUGCCAUCGAGAAGGAGGCCGAGGAGGAGGCGGAAAAAAAUAAAUCACGCAGCGGUUCACCGACGAGGGAUGAGGUCAGCGGUGAAGCUGGCGACGAUGGAGGCGAGGGGACCGGAGGAGAGGACGAAGGCGCCGGUACGGAUCUCGAACACGAUCCUAACGAGACAAUGGAGGACUACGAGGCCGCACUAGACACCGAAACAUCGGAAAAAAGCGAGGACAUGAAUACGCAUACGAAAGUGCGGCUCAACAUUGAGUCGGACGAGGAAGAAGUGGAGGAAGAGGAAGAGGAGGGAGUCGAACAGGAGGAGAUGCAAGAAGACGGACAGGAAGUGUCGGCUAGACCGCGAAGAAUGUCCGAAUACAACAUGGCGACUAAAAAGGAACCGAUACCGGCUGGCUCGGCGUUUUUCAUCUUUUCGAGCACUAAUAGGUUUCGCGUGUUCUGCCAUUGGUUCUGCAAUCACAGUUACUUCAGCAACGUGAUACUGAUCUGCAUUAUGAUCUCCUCCGCCAUGUUGGCCGCCGAAGAUCCAUUGAAAGCCUCGUCUUAUAGAAAUCAGAUACUCAACUACUUCGACUACUUCUUCACCACCGUCUUCACGAUCGAAAUCUGCCUCAAGAUGAUCUCAUACGGCUUCAUCAUCCACGACGGCGCGUUCUGCCGCUCGGCUUUCAAUCUGCUCGAUCUUCUUGUCGUUUGCGCCUCCCUCGUCUCCAUGACUUUCACUUCCGGCGCGUUCUCCGUGGUCAAAGUGCUCCGAGUGCUUCGCGUGCUGAGGCCGCUACGCGCGAUUAAUCGUGCCAAGGGACUGAAGCACGUAGUACAGUGCGUCAUCGUAGCGGUAAAGACUAUCGGAAACAUAGUCCUCGUCACCAGCCUCCUGCAGUUCGUGUUCGCCGUCAUUGGCGUACAGCUCUUCAAGGGCAAGUUUUUCUAUUGUACCGACGCAUCGAAAAUGACGAAGAACGACUGCCAGGGCACCUAUUUGGAAUUCGAAAACGGUAACAUCAAUAAGCCGAUCGUGAAGGAGCGAGCGUGGCUGCAGUAUCGUUUUCACUUCGAUGACGUUGCCAAGGCGAUGCUGACCCUCUUCACGGUCUCGACUUUCGAAGGUUGGCCAUCACUGUUAGAGUGGUCGAUCGACUCCAAUCAAGAGAAUCAUGGACCAAUUCAUAACUUUCGGCCGAUCGUGGCCGCCUACUACAUCAUCUACAUCAUCAUCAUCGCGUUCUUCAUGGUGAACAUCUUCGUCGGUUUCGUUAUUGUCACCUUCCAGAACGAGGGCGAGCAAGAGUACAAAAACUGCGAGCUCGAUAAGAAUCAGAGAAAUUGCAUCGAGUUCGCGCUGAAGGCUAAGCCAGUGCGGCGAUACAUACCGAAGCAUCGAAUACAGUACAAAGUCUGGUGGUUCGUCACCUCCCAACCCUUCGAGUACACGAUAUUCACAUUAAUCAUGAUCAACACCGUGACGCUCGCGAUGAAGUUUUAUCGGCAACCGCAAAUGUACACGGAGGCCCUGGACGUCCUCAAUAUGAUCUUCACCGCGGUAUUCGCCAUGGAGUUUGUGUUCAAGCUGGCAGCAUUUCGAUUUAAGAAUUACUUCGGCGAUGCGUGGAACGUCUUCGAUUUUAUUAUCGUGCUCGGCAGUUUCAUCGAUAUCGUUUAUUCGGAGCUCAACCCUGGGUCCUCCAUCAUUUCGAUCAACUUCUUCAGACUGUUUCGCGUGAUGCGACUGGUCAAGCUGCUGAGCAGAGGAGAGGGCAUUCGUACGCUCUUGUGGACGUUCAUUAAAUCCUUUCAGGCUCUGCCCUACGUCGCUCUACUUAUUAUAAUGCUCUUCUUUAUUUACGCUGUGAUAGGCAUGCAGGUCUUUGGGAAAAUCGCGAUCGACGACGAGACGUCGAUAAAUCGCAACAAUAAUUUCCAGUCCUUUCCACAAGCCGUGUUAGUUCUAUUUCGAUCGGCGACGGGCGAGUCGUGGCAAGAAAUCAUGAUGGAUUGCUCAGCGCAGCCGGGCAUAGUCAUGUGCGAUCAAAACAGCGACGAAUUCAACAACCCGGUCGGCUGCGGAUCGGACAUUGCAUUUCCCUACUUCAUAUCUUUCUACGUGCUCUGCUCAUUUCUCAUUAUUAAUCUCUUCGUCGCCGUUAUCAUGGACAACUUCGACUACUUGACGAGAGACUGGUCGAUCCUCGGGCCGCACCACUUGGACGAGUUUAUCCGCCUGUGGUCGGAAUACGAUCCUGACGCGAAAGGACGUAUCAAGCAUCUCGACGUGGUAACGUUGCUGAGGAAGAUAUCGCCGCCUCUAGGUUUUGGGAAGCUGUGUCCUCACAGGGUAGCCUGCAAGAGACUCGUCUCGAUGAACAUGCCGUUGAACAGCGACGGCACCGUCCUGUUCAACGCGACGUUGUUCGCUGUCGUGAGGACGUCGUUGAGGAUCAAGACAGAGGGUAACAUUGACGACGCGAAUGCCGAGCUCAGGGCGGUGAUCAAGAAGAUCUGGAAGAGGACCAGUCCGAAGCUCCUGGAUCAGGUCGUUCCACCGCCCGGAGUGGACGACGAGGUGACGGUAGGCAAGUUUUACGCGACCUUCCUCAUCCAGGACUACUUCCGGCGAUUCAAGAAACGCAAGGAACAGGAAAUGAAGGACGGCGACAAGGAUUGCCACAACACCGUGACUCUUCAGGCUGGGUUGAGGACGCUGCACGAGGCCGGCCCCGAGUUGAAACGCGCCAUUUCCGGCAACUUGGAAGAACUCCUCGACGACAAUCCGGAGCCUAUGCACAGGAGAAACCAUUCGCUCUUUGGCAGCGUGUGGUCCAGCAUGCGGAAAGGACACCACAGCUUCCACAGGGCGAGGUCGUUAAAGGUUAACUCUACCGCCGCAAAGGCUUCCCCGACCAAUUCCAUAGACUUCUUGCCGUAUUCCUCGUUGCAGAGGGCCGGCGGCCCGGAUGCCGCUAAUCAAAUCACUGCGAGGUCUCACCAAGUUGUGCCAAAUGUCGCGGGUGGUCUGAGCGAUGGCGCGAUGAAUCAAAUGGGGAUAGACCCACGACUGACGGGCAUGGAGGAGAACAUACCCCUGAGACCGCUCGCUGUCUUCGGCAACCCCGUGCAACAGACGCCUUAUCAGAGCACGUACAAGGUGGUCGAUCUUCAGGACGGAAUCGAGCGGCAGUUGACGCCACCCACGCCUCCGCCGCGACGGAAUCCACCCUCCUCGUCCACCGUCCCGAGCACCGGCACCGCUCACACUCCCGCCGCUGCGGCAGCGGCAGCGGCAGCGGCAGCAGCAGCAGCAGCAGCAGCAACAACAGCAACCGCAGCAGCAUCGGCAGCAGCAGCAGCAGCAGCAACGGCGGCGGCAACGGCAACGACGGGCGCGCCGGGCGUCGCGACGACGAUCGUCGCGUGCACCACGAGCACGAACACCUCGACCUCCGCGACGAGCCCGAGCCCCGCUUCCUCGUCCAACGGGACGAACUGUUACUAUACCUACGCGACGCGGGGCUGCUGCGCUGAUUGCGCAGUCUGGAGCAAUCACGCACAGCGAAGCUCACGCAGAGAUAGACUCCUAAGAAGCAGCUUUCUCUCACUGAUCAAACAACCCCGUGCCCGCUCGCACGCAGCCGUAGACGACUGUGACGACGAGGACACGACUACGGGGAGCGUGUCGAGCGACUCCGGCAGAUGGAAUCAUUCGGAGGGUGCCGUGGUGCGCGGCGCAGGAAGGCGCCACCUCACAAUGCUGAGCCGCUCGUCGAAGCGCCGGGGUCGUCGUCGCGACGCCGACGCCGCGACCGCCGGCGGCAAGUCGGCCCCGGCGAGCUUCCGGUCGCGCGACGUGGCCGACGCCGACGCCGACGCCGGUGCCGCCACGUCGGCUGAUCAGUCGGGCUCGGCGGCCCCGUCGAGCCCUGGCGCCCGCACCGUUGCCAACGGCCUGAAAAUGGCACAGUCUCAGGCGAUCGCCGUGGCCGGCUUCCUCGCCGACGUCGACUCGCGGCAAUGGCGCGUCUACGCUUCCUGCUUCUCGCACCGAGCGUCUUACCACGGCAGAGUUCCCUGGGCCGCAGAGAGUAACGGAAGCAUCGGCGCAGAGCGCCUGUCCCACAGCCUGCCCGGGAGUCCCGCGGACCGGAAGCCGAAUUUCGAGGUCAUCGGCAGCGCGGAGAGUCUCGUCGGUCGGGUGCUGGUGGAGCAAGGUCUCGGCAAGUACUGCGACCCGGACUUCGUGCGCUACACGUCGCGCGAGAUGCAGGAGGCGCUGGACAUGACGCGGGAGGAGAUGGACCGGGCGGCGCACCAGCUGCUGCUGCAGGAGCGACGCGGUCAGCCGUUGUCUUAUCAGCUGCAACAAGGUAUGGAGCAGCCGUGGGGCCAGCAAACGACCGGCAUCAGCUACCAGCCGUUGCAGGAACAGCCGUCGAUAGGCGGCGGCCAGCCCUCCGUCUACCCUCCGCAGGGUGGCUACCACCAGCUUCGCAGCAGCAGCAGCAGCAGCAACCGGCAGCAGCAACAGCAGCGGCAACAGCGACAGCCGCCGUCCUAGCAGGACGAGAAGUCGCAAGCGAUGCGAACAUCGUCCACGUAACCCGAGAACAUUUCUCCUCCUCCUCCUCCUCCUCCUCCGCCACCUCUACCACCUCCUCCUCUCCCGUCCCUGCAUCCGCAUUCGCGGAGUAGUCGCCGAAGAAUCGAAACCGUCGUCGCGGAGAUCGACGAGUCGCGAUGAGCGGUUGCGCGAAUCAACGCGAAGUCACCAGCGGGAUUCCGGCGGACCGGAACCGCGGACCGCGGAUUUCGACCGAUAUCGUUGUCGCGUUGGUGCUCGGACAGCUCGAGACGACGCUUCGGACCGUUCUCAGCCUGCGAGGAGGAAAUGCGGAAAUGCUUUAGCGACGGAAACGGUGACUCGUCGGUUCUCAGGAGGGCGGAGAAGCUCGCGGAAACGUCGCGACGACGAGUUUUUCUCUAGCCGUCGACCUCUCGUCCUCUGACACGAUCGCGUGCGUGUUCGGCCGCCGAUGUCGCUCGACGGGUGUUUUCUAGCUGAUUUCGUCUUGUACCGGGCGGAGUUCCGAAGUUCUGCUUGUUCCGGUGACACGAGGAUGUGCGCGAUUUGUAUUUUCACCGCGAUGAGAGAGAGAGGACCGUCGUCGUUGUCUUUCGACGUCGGACGAUCGCGAGAGCGAAAAAGAUAAGCGACGAAGCACCUCGGGAUCAUUCAGGCUCCCGAGACGGAAUUGAGUUUACUUCCUCAGAAAUCUCAGAAACAGUUUUUUAGAGAUCCCCGUUUAACGUCGAUCUCCGUUCUCGGUUCGGCUCGUCCCGACAGGAACCACACGACGGACGUCGUGCGUAUUCUCUGUACCGGAAACGAACGAAUCGAAAUGAGGCAGAGAGAAAGAGCGGCGAUUUGCUCUGCGAGCUCCGUGUUUUCUGUCUUGACAAUUGGCCCUCGCGUGCUCGAAAUCUGUCGCACGCUCACCUAUCUCUGUCCACGUCAAUUUUGAUAAAGAAAGAAGGCAACGAAGAAAAGAGAAGGAGAGAGACUCUUCUUCAGAAUUAAUAGUCGACCGCGUCGCUAAAUGACGCGAGUCAUUUGCUACGGGAUGACAUUGGAAAAAUUAAAGGGGAUCGGGGAAAAAAAAAUGAUGUGAAACAAAUCUUUCUCUCUUGAUCACUUCGAUCGGUCUGUUUCCCCAGCAGCGAUCCAGUACCCUCUUUUACGGGGCUCGUCGCCCGUUAAACCUUUAUGGCACAAUUUAUAUAGAAUACUUAUUAUUAUUCUCUAAGUAAACACCUUACACUUGCGACGCGAUAACUUCCUACCAAUUCACUAUAAUUAUCCAUUGGACGUUAGAAUCUCCUUUCUAAUAGGCGAGUCUCGCACGAGCGAGCUGUGCAUCCGCGAGGAUGCACAUGUGCUUAAAAAAAAAUAAUUCGGGCCACAAAGCGUUAAAGGAGGGUAAAAAGUACGAACGAUGCUGCGUGCACGCACGCACGCACGCACGCACGCACGCACGCACACAUGCGCACACACACACAUGCACACAUACACAACGCCCGCGCGUGCAUAUGUGUGUGUGUAUGUGUGUAUGUGUGUGUGUGUGUGUGUGUGUGUGUUUGCGUAAGAGAGAUUAGUGCGGAUAUAUGAUCGCUCCUCUUAUUUGCUCUCAUUAAUUACUAGUAUCGUUGGCCCUUGUUCUGAUGAAUUACUACGGUUAAUACGGUUAUUACUAGUCAGGAUUACAACUCAUGAUUACGAUUCGUACGAUGGAUUCUAGAUGAGAUAACAAGUGCCUAAGUAUCUAUAACUUCUUUCGGACCAGAGAAGACUUUUAUCAACUUAGACAAAGUACGACUAUUAUUGCGAGUUAUUGCGAGGAAGAGCUGCGAGUCGAGUGUGUACACUGCUGAUGUUGUGACGAUAUAGAUAUUAUUAUUCGUAUGUAAUUGUGUACA
This is a messenger RNA of Harpegnathos saltator (Jerdon's jumping ant), 8907 nucleotides long. It is a transcript of the gene Ca-alpha1D, whose product is annotated as Ca[2+]-channel protein alpha[[1]] subunit D. The record is from RefSeq and is a predicted model, not a curated record. The coding region runs from base 248 to 6991 and encodes 2247 amino acids. Lineage: Eukaryota; Metazoa; Arthropoda; Insecta; Hymenoptera; Formicidae. Gene Ontology annotation, biological process: calcium ion import across plasma membrane. Gene Ontology annotation, molecular function: high voltage-gated calcium channel activity. The transcript is spliced from 42 exons. Gene Ontology annotation, cellular component: membrane; voltage-gated calcium channel complex.